UUCGCCCCACGUCUCCGCCCCUUCCGGUGCGGCCAGCAAAUGAACGGCGCCCUGCGCCUGUUAAGAGUGUUGUGUCGCGUCGACUAGCCUUAGGGCUGUCAUGGCGGUCGACGGGGUAGUUGCUGCGUUUUUCCUGGUCCUCUGCACUGUUGCUAGCACUGCGUGGGGCUGGGACCAAGAAGGGGUCCUGCUGCGGGACGUGCAGGUUCUCACUCUGCACCGGGGCCGCUACACCACGGCUCGGCGAACGGCUGCAGUCCCUCAGCUUCAGUGCACUGGAGGCAGCGCUGGGUGCUCCCAUAUUCCUGAGGUCGUUCAGUGCUACAACAGAGGCUGGGAUGGCUACGACGUGCAGUGGCAGUGCAAAGCAGACUUGGAAAACACUGUUCGUUUUGGACAAAUUGAAGUGAGCUGUGAAGGCUAUAAUUAUCCGGAUGAUCCUCACAUCUUGAGAGGGUCCUGCAGUUUGCUGUUCAGGUUAGAGCUGACUAAGGAAGGUGAAUGGAAAGCAAAGAACUCUGGAAGCUUUGGUUCUGGCUAUUAUCAGUCAACAAAGGAUUCUUCUGAUUCUGGUGCUGGAACAAUUUUUGUAAUCGUUCUUCUGAUUCUUGCCUUUGGCAUAUACAAGUUCUUCCUCAGUAACCAGCAGCCCCAGCAGAGUUUUGGUGAUAGUGAUGGAUUUACUCGUCCUUCCUGGCAGAGUCAUCAGGCACCUCCUCCUCCUGGUUUUAAGUCCAGCUUCACAGAAGACAACGGAUUUGGGACUCGUUCCAGUCAUGAAACCAAUUCCGGACCAGGAUUUUGGACUGGAUUAGGAGCAGGAGGCUUGCUAGGCUACUUGGCUGGCAGUCAGAGAGCACAGCCACGCUCCUCGUAUUUCAGUACAUGGGCAGAUCCCACAGCUGCACCUCCAAUGCAUGGGCAGUCCAGCAAUUGCACACAAGGCAGCAGUACAAGAACUGCAUCCGGAUUUGGUGGCACAAAACGGAGAUGAAGUCCUUGCUGUUACUGCAUCUGAGUGAUAGGACUAAAUCGUCUUCCUCUGUACUAGCCCCCUUUUCAUUAGCAGUAGCAGCUGUGAGAUGUGAAGGACUAGGUAAAUAACUGCUCUCUCUCCCAUGUGGAAAUGUGGACCUUCACUAUUGUUUACUCGUAAUGGAGCAUUUGCUAUCUCACCACAACAGCUUCUUCUUGAAAAAUACAAAAUAAACUCAUCCUGAUUGGGGCAAAUUAUGUUACGGUUGCUUAUACGCGAGAGAUUAUGGUAAUCAGUUUACUGUUCUGGGCUUAAUUUCAUUUAAUACAGAAUUUCUGUGGGUUUGGUUGUUUUGUUUGGGUUUGUUUUUUGUAAUCCAGAGUCUGAAAAUGUCUAAUCAUGCUAACACCUACAGGUUGCUGUUCUUUGAAACUACUUUUGCAUGUCUUUUAAAAUUCAUGUGAUUAUUAUUCUAAGAGCAAUCAGCUAGUCAGACAAGGUUUUCCUUAGUGGAAAAGAGUAAAGCUACGCAUCUAGAGAGAACAAUGUUAAUGUUUCUCUGUGCUGUGUGAUUAUUGGAGCCAAGACAUGUAGACUUAAGCUACAUUGUGUUUUAGAGUUUAUCUACGUGGCCAUGUAAAUCCGCGGUGCUUCCAGUGUGAAUAUAGCCUGAAGUGAAACAAUAUGGUCCAUGGCCCAGAGGUUUGCUGGAUGCCCUGUCCUUGGAGACAUUAAAGGCCAGGCUGGACAGGGCUCUGAGCAACGUGAUGUAGCUGUAGGUGUCUCUGUUCAUUGCACAGGAGUUGGACUACCUGACCGUUAAGCAUCCCUUUCAACUCAAACAAUUCUAUGAUUCUUUGUCUAAUUUGGAUUUUUAUUCUGGAAGACUGAGGUCAUUUAAGCUAAGGUGACUGCAGAUGCUUUGCUCCCAUUGCCAUUUUCUUCUUACUGCGGGUGUUACUAAUGCUGUGAAAACAUAUGAUGUGAACUGGCUUAUUUCUCAGUUCCUGUCUUUCCUGCUAGAUGGCCUGUCCAGGGCAUGAUAAGCUGAAGAUGCUCAUUGCAAAUGCAAAGAGGGCAUAUUGGAAGGUUUUUUCUCGUGAGAAGGAGCAUAUGAUAAAUCUUUAUAGCCAAGUAUAGCAACGUAUUUUAAUUGUGGAGUUCUUGCUUAUUUUUAAUUUGAGCUGAAACUUAGUACAGUCAACGUUCUACUCACGAACUAAUUACUUAUCAAUGAAACUGGAUUUUUUUCUAAUUGGACAGUUUGAAGUGAUCUAAAUAAUUAUAUGUCAUAAAAUGUUUUGGAUGUUUUUUCAUGUCUAUUUAUAUCCUGUAUGAAGUUUGUUUUGAUACAUAAACCUGCUGAUUUGCACUAGUCUGCUGAACUUGUUUUAGGAUAUGCUUUUCCCUUCCAUUUGAUAAAGUAAUAAAAAUAAGUGAAUAAAGAGUAUUUUUGUAUUUAAA
Numida meleagris (helmeted guineafowl) is the source of this 2440-nucleotide messenger RNA. Its product is annotated as store-operated calcium entry-associated regulatory factor-like. Lineage: Eukaryota; Metazoa; Chordata; Aves; Galliformes; Numididae. Gene Ontology annotation, biological process: regulation of store-operated calcium entry. The record is from RefSeq and is a predicted model, not a curated record. The transcript has 6 exons. The coding region runs from base 101 to 994 and encodes 297 amino acids. Gene Ontology annotation, cellular component: endoplasmic reticulum membrane.